Trichophyton rubrum CBS 118892 is the source of this 3131-nucleotide messenger RNA. RefSeq lists its product as uncharacterized. Gene Ontology annotation, molecular function: DNA binding; DNA-binding transcription factor activity. The transcript is spliced from 2 exons. Lineage: Eukaryota; Fungi; Ascomycota; Eurotiomycetes; Onygenales; Arthrodermataceae. The record is from RefSeq and is a predicted model, not a curated record. Bases 1 to 2019 code for a protein of 672 amino acids. Gene Ontology annotation, biological process: regulation of DNA-templated transcription.
AUGGCGAGAUUUUCUCUUCCGUCGCCGGCCUUUGACUUCUUCCAGCCUCCUCCAAACCUCGACACAAAGCCCAUGUUCGCCAGAGAUGAGGAGAUGAGUGUACUAGACGACAAGAUCCUCGACACCAGUGCUCAAGAUAUGUCGAUGGACAGCUCACGGCGGACGUCCUUUGACCAGGCCACCGACGAGUUCUCGCGGAGAGAGUCGGUAUGGUCGGAUAUGGCUCAGCACCAGACCGACGCACAGUCACGGCAUCUAUCACAACUAUCGACACCACUCUUCGAGCCUGUCAGCAAUCCCUUUGUGCGACUAGAUGCACCCACAGGAGCCUUCGCCCAGCAACAACAUCCACACCACCAGCACCACCAGCAGCAACAACCGAUUUGGCCGGUAUCUAAUGAAUCCGGCUCUUGUACCCCUACACCAAUCUACGAGAACUUCCCCCAAGAGUUCGAUGGCGCCGUUGCCAACCCCUUUACCGGUGGCGCCGUUGGCCAGGUACAGCCAAUGUCGUAUCAGCAGAUGCAAUUCAGAGCCUCUCCGCCCUUCGCGGCUCCCAAUUCUAUUCCCAUGUCUCCGCAAUCUAGCCAAGGCUGGGUAUCAGGCUCAUCUGAAGUGCCGGAAGUCCAGUCACGACCUGUCAGAACAUCUGGUGGAUAUCGAAACAGCGCAGCCAGUCUUACCAUCCGACGAGACGGAAUUCGCAAGAAGAACGCCCGUUUCGAUAUCCCUGCCGAGCGGACGCUGAGUAAUAUUGAUCUCCUGAUCAGCCAGUCAAACGACGAAGACGAGAUAAAGGAACUCAAGCAGCAGAAACGUCUUCUUAGGAACAGGCAGGCAGCCCUUGACUCUCGCCAGCGGAAGAAGGUUCACACCGAACAGCUGGAGGAGGACAAACGAAGAUCUUCAACUCACAUUAAUGAGCUCCAGGAGGCACUCCAGGAGAUGAAGCUUCGAGAGGCAGAACUCAUCAGGGAAAAGAACGAAAUGCUCGAGCGCCAGCAACAGUUGCACCAGUUUGUUGAACAGCUCCACAUGGAAAAGGAAGAGUUGAUCCGCAAGCACACCCUUGAGACAGGCGAGCUCCGCAAGAAGAACACUAUUCUUCGAGAACAUUUGGAGCGGAUAGAGAUGAACUCUAGUAACUCCUCUGACCCUGGCUCUGCGGUUCGCAACGACUUUUCCGACUAUGGCGGUCUCAACAUGGACAACCCUUCAUGGGAGUCAUUCUCCCUAUCGGAUGAGUUCAGUCUCGACACCGAACAGCGCCCGCAGCCUCGCAGUCCUACGCCUAUACCUGCUCGACAUCCAUUCACUCUAGACUUCAGCUCCAAGAAGACGGAGAAACAAGCAGAGAAGCCGUUGACCCAGUCCGACUCUGCUUUCAGUUGGAAUGCUUUCUACAUGUGCCUACUUUUCGGUGCCUUUAUUGCCUCCAAUAGCACCUCCACGUCGCAGCCCGCCAUUCCCGCUCUGUCCGAAGAAUAUCGCGCAGAGUCAGCAAACGUCUUGCGUGCAGUUCUCGCCUCCGGCUCUCCUGAGGCGAGCUCGGCUAGCAUUGUUGGUCCCUUGCCCAGCUCCAGGGCCUUGUUACCCACCACCAUCAGCAACAGUGAAAUGGCCCAGAUCACCUCCGGCCCUGCUGGCGGUGCUGCUACAAAUCUUGAUGUUUUGCAUAACAACCUCGUUGCACCGUCAAAAGAACAGGAAGAGGCCCAGGCCUUUGCCAUGACUACCAAGCAAUACCAAGCACUCACUACUCUAGGUGAUGACGAAAUGGGCGAGGACCACGUUGCUCCUCCAUCGAACCUGCAGCAGGCCUACGCAGCUAUGCGCAAUAAUGGGCUUCAGAACCGUGCCGCUUUCAAGGGAAAUGGAAACCCAGACAUCUACUCGCGAUCACUAAUGUGGGACCGCGUCCCCCAGAAGGUAUUACAGGACUUCAACAACAUGGUGAGAGAGUGUGCUGGAAAGACUGUCAAGGCCGAGGAGCCUGGCAGGGAGUCCGCCGCCUGUUGAUUUCUUUUCAGCAAAUCUUCCUUCAACCGACAAAUACUUGAGCAAGCCUACGGUAUACAAUACGGAAUAUCAACGUUACCAGUGCAAUGAAUUUUCGGCCAGUAGGUGAUACUUCCUCGUCGCACUGCUGACCCUAUCGCUCUACGCGGCCCAUAAUGGAUUUAUCCAUCGCCUAUUUCGUUUGUUCUCUCCAAUCGCAUCUACGUCUUGCAUUUUUUCUUUUGGAUGAAGGUUCUAUGCGCCAUGUUUUAUUUCUUCCCUCGCGAGUUAUGCAUCUUUUCUCAUUCUUAUGGGCCGUCUGUGGAUCGGACGGAUGGCAGAAAAUAUUCCUACCAUUAUUACCUUGUCGAGGGGGACCAGAGUCUCUCCCUCCAGAGACCAGCCGCGAGGCAUUCACCGUUUCAUACCCGCAUUCACACAUAGCUAAUUGUUUUCGCUGCUUGUUGCUUUCCUUUUCCGCAUUUUUUGAGAGGAGGGGUUUUUUUACGGGUUCUUGUUAAUGUUUUUUGAUGGAUUCCAUGCUUUCUCAUUUACACUUGUUCAUUUACUCAUUUCUUUUUUUUUUUUUUUAUCCUUUUUCUUUUACUUCGCUUUCCCCUUUUGACCUUUUUGAUAUUUCGCUCCGUUUGCGCGAACAAGCUCCCCAGAGAUUUUAUCCAAACUUUUAUAUACAGACCACGACGUCGUCUACUUCCCUUUGUCCACUCACUCUCAAACCACCGCUUCGACAGCAACAUACCUUUCAUUUGUCUGAACUCUACCCCUUCCCCAUCCCUCCUCAUCUCCCCUGAGUCUCUCUCCCCAUUUCGGUGUAUUAGCUCAAGUAACUCCACUCCUCUUUCCGCGCGUUGCUGUCUGUUCGUUCUAGCCUUGUCUCUUCAUCCUUGUUUCGCGCAUCGGCAGCUUCAAGCUCUCCAUUUCACCCCUGAACCUGACCCUUCCCAACUUUCUUCCACUUCCUCUCCCUUUUGACUUCUUGGGAAAUAUUGAAAAUAAUCCUUUUUAUUUGUUCAUCUUCCCCCCCCCCCCCCCUCUUUUUUCUUCGAUGUACGAACCCGAGGACACGACCUGACAUGACCUUAACGAUAUGAUGUAUGAGAGCGAAGAAUGAU